GGACAGGUCCACCCGCCUGCUGCUAACAUGGAAAACAUGGUGUGGGAUACAGAGUUGGAGCGUACAGCAGAGGAGUGGGCUGAGACUUGUCUUUGGGAACACGGUCCGGCUGGUCUGCUUCUCCAGAUAGGACAGAACCUGGGAGCUCACUGGGGAUGGCCACGUCCCCCUACUUCCCAUGUGCAGGCCUGGUAUGAUGAGGUGAAGGACUAUUCCUUCCCUUACCCCCAGGAAUGUGACCCCUAUUGCCCCUUCAGAUGUUCCGGCCCGGUCUGCACCCACUACACACAG
Messenger RNA from Salvelinus sp. IW2-2015, 291 nucleotides. NCBI's taxonomy places the organism in Eukaryota, Metazoa, Chordata, Actinopteri, Salmoniformes, Salmonidae. The record is from RefSeq and is a predicted model, not a curated record.